CCUUUUUCCUUCUAUCACUCACUAUUUCCCAUCCUACGGCUCUUACUACAUACAUCUCGGUUGCAUUUUCCAGAACCCACUGGGCUCACUGGUUCUGGUCCCACGGUAGUCCUCCACGGUGGUGGUUCAUACUGGUCCCACAGCGCUGCCCUCCCACCGACCAGCAGCACAGCAGACCGAGGAGGUGUGACCGGAGUCGGCUCAGAGUCGGCCGAAACAGCGCAGUAUAACCCAAGUUUCUGUUGGUGGUCCACAACAACAGCAACCGUGCCCCGCCGCGCCCCCACCCCCAGCGGCGCCGUCAUGUGGCAGGAGGCCAGAAAACACGAGCGCAAGCUUCGUGGUAUGAUGGUCGACUACAAGCGACGUGGCGAGCGCCGGCGCGAGUACUACGAGAAGAUCAAAAAGGACCCUGCCCAGUUCCUCCAGGUCCAUGGCCGAGCCUACAAGAUCCACCUGGACCCGGCCGUGGCCCUGGCUGCUGAGAGCCCCAUCAACAUGAUGCCGUGGCAAGGAGACGCCAACAACAUGAUUGACAGGUUCGACGUCAGGGCCCACCUGGACUACAUCCCCACCUACACCCCCCCCCUGCUCAGCAGCAGCAGCCCCGACCAGGAGUCAGACGAGAGGAAGUGUAACUACGAACGCUACCGAGGACUGGUGCAGAACGACUUCGCCACCAUCUCUGAAGAGCAGUGCCUGUACCAGAUCUACCUGGACGAGCUCUACGGUGGCCUGCCACGACCAAACGAAGACGAAAAGAAAAAGCUGGCGGAGAAGAAGGCCACCAUUGGCUACACAUACGAGGACAGCACAGUGGAGGAACCCGAGCCCACCUCAGACAAGGACGAGGAGAACUCUGAGGAGGAGGAAUCAGAGGAGGACGAAGGCAUCCCAGAUAUCGACGUGGAGGUGGAUGUGGACGAGCUGAACAUCGAACAGGAGCUGGACCUGAAUAAGAUGGCCACCCCCUACGGCAUGGCAGAAGGAGACUUCGUCAGGAUGCUGAGGAAGGACAAGGAGGAGGUGGAGGCCAUCAAGCACGCCAAGGCCCUGGAGGCGGAGAAGGCCAUGUACUCGGGCCGUCGCUCCCGGCGACAGAGGAGGGAGUUCAGGGAGAAGCGGCUGAAGGGACGGCAGAUCAGCCCGCCCAGCUACGCCAGGAGGGACAGUCCCACGUACGACCCCUACAAGAGGCCGGAGUCGGAGUCCGACUCUGAGUCGCGGUCGCGGUCUCGCUCCCCAGGUCCGGAGAAGAUCACCUUCAUCACCAGCUUCGGGGGGAGCGACGAAGAGGCGGCGGCGGCGGCGGCGGCUGCAGCGGCGGCGGCGGCGGCGGCGGCGGCGGCGGCGGCGGUUGCGGCGGCGGCGGCUCCUCCAAGCUCUAGCCACGCCCCCGUCCACUCGCAGCACCCUGCAGGUCAUAGCAGGGGCUCCCGGAGACGAAGGUCGUCCUCCAGCCGUUCCCCGUCCUCCUCCUCGCGCUCCUCCUCCCGCUCCUCCUCCCGCUCGUCCUCACGCUCGCGGCGAGCGCGGCGGGGGCGGGGCAGCGGGGGGCGGGACGGACGGCGCUCCCGCACGCGCUCCCCCUCCCCCUCCCGGCGGCGCUCCGGGUCGAAGGGCGGAGCCAGAGGGGGGAACGGCAGCGGCGGCUCCUGGAGGAGGCGGGAGCGCACGCCGUCGCGGUCCCGGGAGCGGGAGCGCGACAGAGAGAGGGAGCGGGAGCGCGACCGAGAGCGGGACAGAGAGCGGGAGCGGGACAGAGAGCGGGAGCGGGACAGAGAGCGGGACAAGAGGCGGUAUUCCGGCCGCCGGCAGACCAGGUCCCGCUCCGGCUCCAGGCAGAGGGCCGCCUCCAGGCACGGGGGGCGGAGCUCCGGGGGCCACCGGCGGGGAGGAAGCAGCAGCCCCAGCCCCUCCCCCUCCCCCUCCCGACCCCCCCGGAGCCCCUCCCCCUCCCACUCCCACAGGGGGUCCCUGACCUCGGGCGGCCUCGACAAGCUAAGGAAGCCUGACACUCCGUGCGGUAAAGAGUCUGGAGCUUCCAAAGUCAGUAAGAAUAUGAUCCAGCUGGGUUCUGUUGCUCAGGUCCAUGCCUCCCUCAGCUCUGACAGGCCACGCCCCCUCAUCUCUGACAGGCCACGCCCCCUCAUCUCUGACAGGCCACGCCCCCUCACCUCUGACAGGCCACGCCCCCCUGCUGUCCCAGGGCAGAAGGGACCAAUGGUAUCACACCAGGGUUGUUAGGGGUUUAGGACCAGGUUUCCAGAUCAUUCUUGAGGUGUGUGUGUGUGUGUGUGUGUGUGUGUGUGUGGUCCUACCUGUUGACCCCUGCUGUCACCAGUAAGGCUGUCACCAGUAGGCCCCCAGCCCUGUAACGGCGGGUCGUGUUCCCUCAUGUGUGAACUAUGUGAGCAGCAGCUCCUCCCUGCGGUCGCGCCGGGUGCUGGAGGGCCGGUCCCGGGGCCCUGUCCCAGUCCGGGGUCCUGUCCCAGCCCGGGGUCCUGUCCCAGCAUGGGGUCCUGUCCCAGCAUGGGGUCCUGUCCUAGCCUACGUGACUCUGGGCGGUCUGGGCUCGUCUCAGAGCGCUCAGCGCUCCAGACACGCCCUCCCCAGCCGACAAAACAACACGGCUCAUUUGCAUAUAGGUUGCUUGAAAGGCAAAUAUGUAUUCGUAAACGGCUUCACUCCAAACAGUGAAACUAAUGACGGCCUCCCCUGGUGGGAGGGGCCAGGAGGUCAGGUGACCAGGUGACCCCCCCCUAGUGGGAGGGGCCAGGAGGUCAGGUGACCAGGUGACCCCCCCCCCCAGGCUGUGUUCUGGUCUCUGAAGUCAACAGACCUGAACUUGUUCUUGUUUUGCUCCUCAACCGCUUCACCUUUUACACACACACACACACACACACACACACACACACACACACACACACACACGGAGGGGAGCUUCCUGGCGGUUGCAGAGCAGCUGCAGCGCUGGCGGCGUAACGCUCUCUCUCCGUCAGACGGGCGGCCGUGACCCGUUCAACCGUCCUGGAUCCUCCUCCUCCUCACGCUGACACAACUGUUACUGUUGGACUGCGAUUCUCCUCCUGCUCUCACCCACACACGCACGCACGCACGCAGGCCGACACACACACACACACACA
Messenger RNA from Gadus morhua (Atlantic cod), 3146 nucleotides. It is a transcript of the gene clasrp, whose product is annotated as CLK4-associating serine/arginine rich protein. Bases 304 to 2247 code for a protein of 647 amino acids. The record is from RefSeq and is a predicted model, not a curated record. The transcript is spliced from 16 exons. Lineage: Eukaryota; Metazoa; Chordata; Actinopteri; Gadiformes; Gadidae.